Molecule: messenger RNA, 420 nt
Organism: Volvox carteri f. nagariensis
Lineage: Eukaryota; Viridiplantae; Chlorophyta; Chlorophyceae; Chlamydomonadales; Volvocaceae
Exons: 4
Cellular component (GO): chloroplast envelope
Molecular function (GO): maltose transmembrane transporter activity
Source: RefSeq, a predicted model, not a curated record
AUGGCAUCUGGACAUGCAUCGGCCUUAUCAAUUAUAUCUUGGGAAGGAUACCUGUCGGCCAUGUUUGGCAACACGCUCAUCGCCGUAAACGUGCAGCUCGUGGGUAUUCUUAACAACUUCCUUAUCUUGACUCAGGUAGCAUUAGCUGGUUUCAUGCCCCUGGCAAUCUUCCUCCUAGCAGCUGCCUUCACAGCCAUUUCAACUGGAAUGAGCUUAACACGGGUACACAAGCUCAGCGGCACGUCGCAAGGCCAAGACGAGAAAUUUGGCACCUGGCAGAUGUGGCAGCUAGGCUCAGGCUUGGUGGGCAUUGCAGUUGUACCACAGGUUCUAUACAACACCGUGGCCCCAGCGGCAUCGAGCCUCCUGCCUUUCUUCUGCACCUUCCUCGUGCUUGGCGGAAUUCUCAUCGGUGUCAAG